Molecule: messenger RNA, 10408 nt
Organism: Cuscuta europaea
Lineage: Eukaryota; Viridiplantae; Streptophyta; Magnoliopsida; Solanales; Convolvulaceae
Source: the annotation of a GenBank genome assembly
CUUUCCGCGAAAGCAUACCGUCUCAUCUGUAUCGCUUGAUCCUCUUGUUCUCGUCCAUCGGUUUGGCUGUGAAUGUUUGAUUGAUUCCACCUGUUUUUCUGGCUCUCUUUUUGGCGUUUUGAUCCAUUGUUUCCCGAACCUUCUGGUUUCGCAUUAUUGAUUUUAUCGUCCCUCGACGUAUUCAUGUAGGUCGGCCCGCACCUUCGUUGAUUUUUCAUCAUAUGCGUGUUUGACGGAUCGAAUCGCUGGACGUAACAGACCGGUUUGAUUUCUAAUUUAAUCCUCUUCGUUUUCCGUUCGCCCUGAGUCUGGAUUUUUGAAGAUGCGCCUUUAUUAUGAUCGAGCGUUUUUAGGCAAUUUUUGGUUUGAUUUCUUUACUGGAUGAUGUAGCUCGAAUCAGGGAUUGGAUUUCUUCCGAGGAAGUGCGAAGUCUUGGAUUUGUGUGUACAUGCCCUCACAUGUGGUCGUUUUUUGUUUGAAUUUUGAUGCUUAUUUUGAUCUAUUGCUAUAUCUAUCUACUCUUGCGGUUUUGACUCAGUUCGGAUCACGCGCUCGUUAUUAGCUGAAAUUACAGGAUCAGUCCUGAUCGAAGGAGAUCAUUAGGUUCGAUAUAUGGUAACAAAUUGAGCUACAUGCCUAAAUUAUGCUAUUUUUUUGCAAUUUUGGGCUUGAUUGUUACAUGUUAGUGGUUGAGUUUCCCGGCGUUUUUGUUUUUCUUCUGACCUUGCUUGUUUGAUCGUUUGAUCUAAGCUUAGAUCCGUUGGUUAAGCACUUCAACGAGAUUCAUCUGUUGAUUUGGCGUUCGUAGCACCCAGAACAGAUGCAGAUAUGUCCAGUUUUUUUGUCUUACAAAAUAAAAUGAAAACAUUUGCAGUAAUAUAUUGCAUAUUUCAUAUUCAUGUCUUUGCGAAUCAGUCACGGACUGAGGGCCCAAAACUUCAAGUCUUUAAGUUUUGGGCAAGUUAUGUUCAAUUUUAUAAUAUAGAUUAACCACAUGAAAACUCACAGUUUUUUGAGUCAGUAUACCAUAUUAUCACGACAUUUAAGUAUUUAACAAACAUUCGUUUUAACUUUUAAGUCGAACGUCCUCAUUUUUAUGAUUUUGGGAUUUUUAAAAUUGUUAUUUGAUACUCCCUAUGAUGUUUAGCCCAACCUUACAAAUUUUCUGCUCGUAUUAUGCACAUUGUCCGAUUUUUCAAUAUUUAACUUUUCAUCUUUUUAUUUGUAGACUUUUCCAUUUAUAUAUGGUACGCAUAUUAUCCCAAUUGUUUUUAACAUUUUAAUAUCUUAUUUAUAUUUGUAUGACAGUGCCCUUGUUUUGGUUCCAGUUUAUGUAUUACUCGGCAUUUAGUAUUACGCUAUAGUUGAUGGCUGCCUCUCUGACAGUUUGGUUUUUAUGCUCGUGAUACGGUUUGGAUCCUUCACUCAGUCUCAGAUUUUAAAUUUAUGAGUACAUGGUUGAACAAUAUGAGGGGAUCCUGUGUCAGUCUCAGACAUUUAUCAUAUAAUCCGUAUAUAUUUAAUGGCAUCAAUAAUAUGUAGGUGAUUUUAAUUGAAAUUAUAUACUUUUUGUAGUUUUCUUGGCAUCGAGAAGUCUUCUUUGCCAAGACACAAGCUGAAUUCCGAGAACCACCCUAAGCUGAUUGCUACUACGGUUUAUUCUAAAUUUACUACAUUUAUUAGCUGUUGUCAACCCUGUUCUUUUAGGUUGCUUGUAUUUUGGAAUUUUACCCAUGGUAGAGACUUCAACUGGAUUGAUUAGUAUUGUGCUUGGCUCUUUAGUACUUGAUAUCUGGCAAGUUAUGUUCUCUUGAUUAAGGCAAGUUAUGUUCUCUUGAUUAAGAUGCAAACAAGUCUUCAAGCUUUCAAGGUUUUGGAUUCAUCAGGUUGAAUGAUACUGGUGUUUUUGUCGCAUCUGAAGUUUGCUGCUUCCAACUUGUAUCUUCAUUGGCCUGAAAAUGUAUUAGGAUUUCAAUAUUUGUUCUGAAGACCUCUGCUUUGAUUAAUGAUUCCCUCUAUGGAUCACAUAUCUUCUUGAAGUUUUUAUUUUAGAUGGAGUAUUUGUUUGCCCUGGUUUGAAAAUAUAUCAGGGACUUGAUCAUAUGUCUGACAAGAAACUACUGGAUUUGUCUUGAACAUCAUCUCCCGGUUUGAUUGACAUAUCCCCUAUGUUUUUUCUCUUCUUGUGAUACUUGGAUCUACCUAGUUUGAUUGCUCAAGGACUUUUCGUAAUACAUGGACUUGAUCUCACGUCUAUUUAAAAAUUAUUGGAUUGUUUGGUUGGGUGCCAUCAUUUUGUUCACUAAUGAGUUCCCGUAUCCUUGGUUACCCUCCCUUUGUGUGUGUGGCUUGCAUUUGUACACAGUUUAGAUGAAGCUCAGCGAUGUCGUGUUUACUGUUUGGGAAUUGCUUCUAUCUACCUUGUGUAGUUGCUGAAGAUGAAUCAUGGUCAUCUCUCUUGACAAUUGAUGUAGAUCAGGCAGCAUUUGAUUUUCAGCUUAAGUUUGUCGAAUUUGACGAUGGGAUCAUACAUCAACUAUAACUUUUGGUCUUACUAGGUGAUAAUGAUUACUUGAUUACGGUUUGGCAGUUCAUCUCAUGGUAGUCUUAUCUCUAAGUUCAUUCUUUGUGUCGAUGUUUUUAAUGACGGAUUAUGCAUGUCAUGGAAUAUUCUAACCACUAGUCAACACCCCAAGCGGGUGUUAGAACCAUCACAUUCGGGUUUCUAUAUUCACUUUUUAUUGGCUCUCAAGUUCAUCGUUUAUGUACUUUAUGGCGUUUACUUCUUUGCCUACUAGGAGAUGUGAACUUGACUGGUUAGUUUUUGUGUUUGGCUUUUUAGUACUUAGAUCUUGAAUGGUAUAUCCUCUUUUGAUUAGAUGCCAAAAAGUUCCAUGUUGUUGUAUAAGGUUGCCCAUAUUCCGGACAGCUCUCUGUGUUUAGCUUUCUUCCUUAGUUAUCCUCCCACUGCAUUUGUGUAUGCCAUAGAAGAAGUAAAUAUAUGCAAUCCACAAUAGUGCAACCGACUCUGUAUUAAUAUAGGUGUGCCUUUGUUAACUUUUAUUGACAUCGGAAUUCAAGACUGCCAAACUCAUGAGGAAGCUUUCGAAGGCAUUUGUAGUUGUGUAACAUUAGUUGUACUUGGGCCUUGCUAUCUCCUCUCCCAUUUCUCAGCUUCAGCCUUCAGGGUUACAAAACUAUUCACUUCAUGCUAUUAUGAGUUAUGACUUCUCAGUUUUGGAAGCUUACAAGUUUGAUUGAUGAAUCUUUAGUCUUCGCUAUCUGGUUGAUUGAUGAAUCUCUCUUUGGCUUGGUUAUCUUCAAGAUAUCUUUUUCCAAGUUUUGCUUUGUAUCUCACGGAUGGAUCUCAGGUUGAGAACAUUGACAAAUUGCUUGUGGACUGGCUAUCUUUGUGAGUUUUGGUCGUUAUUUCUAACUUGUGUAUAUCUGGGCUGGAAGACAUAUUAUGGAGUUUGAUUUCAGGUGCAAAUAAAAAUUAUGUUUCUUUUUAAACAUCUUAACCUGGUUAUAUUGAUGGAUUCCAUAUGCUUCUGUUAUGUUCUUGAAAUUUCAGAGCCUUGACCCCAUAAUAUCUUAGUUUCCACUUUCCAACUACUGUUUGUGUCGUUGGCUUGAAGUUGUAUGUUUUAUUUGAACUCAAUUGCAAAGAGUUCAUCUUUUGUGGUUCCUCAGGAUGGUCCAAUCUUAGCUUAGCUCGUCAAACGAGACGAGGGGCUCCUACAAGAACGAGUUUUUUGAUCUGAUAGGGUGAACAAGAUAGUUAGUACAUCACUAUAUCCUGUGUCACUUUAUCUCCAAGUAAAUUAUCAAUAAUAUUUAAGAUGAUUUUUGACUGGGAUACGUUUUUUGUAGUCCUUGUGGCUUCAUUCUUUUUAUGGGCAUCUCCAAGUAAAUUAUCAAUAAUAUCUAAGCUGAUUUUUAACUGGGAUACGUUUUUUGUAGUCCUUGUGGCUUCAUUCUUUUUAUGGGCAGAUUUGCAUGUUAUGGAACAUUCUAAUCACUAGGCCAAGUUAAAUCUGACGACCACCACAUGCGGGUUCUACUAGUUUCACUUCUUAUUGCCUCUCAGUCCAUCAUUUAUAUAUAUAUUUAUAUAUGCUUUUUUGAGACUAAUUUGCGCUAUGCUCAAUUCUCUUUUUCUUGUAGGUUGCAUAGUUCGGUUAUUUUUCAUUAUUAGAAGCAUGAACAGGGUUGGUUAAUUCUCUUUGUAUUUUUAGUACUUGAACAUUGGGAAGUUAUGUUGUCUUGAUUCCAUGCAAAGAAGUUCCAUCUUGCUGUCUGAGCUCUCCUUUGGCGCUUUCUUUUUGCUUAGACUCCAUCCCUGAUUUAACAUCCUUCAACACGUUUCUUAUGCCAUUAGGAUAAGUAAGUCUGCAAUCUGCAUUCAAGAAACUAGCUUUGCGCUAUUUAUCUAAACAAAGGUGCGCCAGUUUUCACUUCCAUUCAGAUGAAUCCAAACUUUAAGAUGUUUUGACAGCGCAUUUACCACUACUUGUACUCACUAUAUAGUGAUCAGUUAUUAUUGCUCAACCUUAGGUGCAUAGUUUCAAGUUUGGCUUUGCCAUCUCCUCCUUCAUGCUGUAAUCUCAGACUUUCUGCUUGCCUGCUUUUGGUCUCAUCUAGUUGAUGUGAUGUUUGGUUUAUCCUAUUCCUCUCUUACGGCAAGUGUUGCCAGUUCGUGUCUGCCUUGAAUCUAAAAUGUAUCAGGGGUUUGAUAUCAGCUUGGAAGGGUUUGAUCUCAGUUUGUGAAGACCAUUGGUUCCACUCUCUUUGUGUUUGCUGUCUCAUUUAGAUUUUGGUUUUAGAUCGAGUAUUCAAGACAUCUCUUCCCAACUUGUGUUUGCCUUGGCUUGAAAAAUGUAUCAGGGGUUGAUCUCAGCAUGAGAAGACUACUGGAUUCGUCUCGAAUUUCGCGAAUGUCAUCACCCUGUUGGAUUGGCAAAUUCCCAUUGAUCAUAGGUCUGACAAUAAAUCACUGGAUUUGUCUUGAACAUCAUCUCAUGGUUUGAUUUACAUAUUCCCUUUGUUUUUGCUCUUCUCGUGAUACUUGGAUUUACCUAGUUUGAUUGCUCAAAGUCUUCAUUUCCAAGUUGUGUCUGUCUGAGCUUUAAAAGGUAUCUUAGAGUUGAUCUCAAUUGUAAUGAAAAAUAUUAUAUUGUUCUCGUAUGAUGCCAUCAAGUUGUUCAUUGAUGAGCUCAUGUAUAUGAGGUUACCUUCCCUUUGUGAGUUUGCCUUGCAGUUGUACACAUAUUUGAUCUCAAUUGCGAAGAGUUGCCGGUGAAGAAAUUUUGUUGGUUAAAUUAAAAAUUCAACGAUGUCAUGUUUACUGUUUGGGAAUUGCUUCCAUUUAUUUUGUUUAGUUGCUGAAGAAGAAUCAUGGACAUCUCUCUUGACAUUUGAUGUAGAUCAGGCUGAAUUGGAUUUCCAGCUUCAGUGUGUCGAACUAGGCGAUGGGAUUUUAAAACUACUAUAGCUUUGGUCUUACUAGGUGAUAAUGAAUACUUAUUUAUGAUUUGGGGGAGUUCAUCCUAUGACAGUCUUAUCUCCAAGUUCAUUAUCAAAGCAUCAAUAAUAUUUUAGAUGAACUGAGAUGAAACUAUUUAUUUUUGUAGUCUUCUUGCUGUCAAUGCUUUUAAUGACAGAUUAUGCAUGUCAUGGCAUAUUCUAACCACUAGUCAAGACCCCAAGCGGGUGUUAGAACUAUCACAUGCGGGUCUGGUAUAUUCACUUUUUAUUGGCUCUCAAGUUCAUCUUUUAUAUGUACUUAAGCUGUUGCUGUUAGAACAAUCACCUGCGGGUCUGUUAUAUUCCCUUUUUAUUGGCUCUCAAGUUCAUCUUUUAUACUUGCACGUUUUACUUUAUGCCGUCUUGGAGAUGUGUUCCAGGAGGAAUAGCCUCUCAUCAUAUUGCAGCAGGAACACUGACAUUUUAGCGGGGUUAUUCCAUCUUAGUGUCCGUCCGCUUCAACGGCUAUACAAGUGUGGUUUCUUGUGUGGUUUCUCAGGGUGGUCCAGCUUUAGUUGGUCAAAUAAGAUGAGCGGCUUGUACAUCAACAAGUUUUUUGAUCCGAUAGGGUGGACAAGUGGACAAGAUAAUAGAGAAAAGGGGCAAAUAAGCCCUCGAACUAUUUGAGGUGCCAUUUGAGGCGGUUCUCAGUGGAAUUUUUUGAUGAAAUUUGUUGAGCAUCUUCUUCAUUAAAUCUACUUUAUCCUUACCAAAUUUCAGCUAGAAUUUCAAUUGUGAAGGCAGUCAAAUAAAAGUUUGAAGAUGACUGCGUAGUUAAACAGCGUAGUAUAUUUUAGAAAUAAUUUGACCGCCUUUGAAGAUGACUGCGUAGUUAAACAGCGUAGUAUAUUUUAGAAAUCAUUUGACUGCCUUUCCGGUUGAAGAAAAUGCUCAAAAAUAUUUUCUUGAGCCCAGGGGUGAUUUGCACUUUUUCGGUUAGUUCGAGGGCUUAUUUGCACCUUUUCCCUCAACAAUAUUUAAGACAAUUUUUUAUUGGGAUAUGUUUUUUCUAGUCCUUGUGGCUUCAUUCUUUUUUAUGUGCAGAUUAGCAUGUUAUGGAACCUCCCAAGCACUAGGACUAGCUAAAUCUGAGAACCACCACAUGCGGGUUCUACUAUAUUCACUUCUUAUUGCCUCUUAGCCCAUCAUUUAUAUAUACGUAUAUAUACCUUCCUGUCUUACAAUAAGUGUUGCCAGUUUGUGUCUGCCUUGAAUUGAAAAUGUAUCUGGGGUUUCAUAACAGCUUGGAAGGGGUUUCAUCUCAGUUUGGGAAUAUCACUGGUUCCACUCUCUUUGUGUUUGCUAUCUCCUUUAGAUUUUGGUUUUAGAUUGAGUAUUCAAGAUAUCUCUUCCGAACCUAGUGAUGUCAUGCUUACUGUUUGGGAAUUGCUUUCAUCUAUUUUGUUUAGUUGCUGAAGAUGAAUCAUGGAUGUAGAUCAGGCAGGAUUGAAUUUUCAGGUUUAGUUUGUCGAACAAGAUAAUGGGAUGAUAAAACAACUAAAGCUUUUUGUCCUACUAGGUGAUAAUGCUUUAUACUUGAUUACGAUUUGGCAGUUCAUCCUAUGACAGUCUUAUCUUCAAGUUCAUUAUCACAGCAGCAAUAAUAUUUUUGAUGAACUGAGAUGAAACUAUUUAUUUUUUGUAGUCUUCUUGGUGUCAAUGCUUUUAAUGACAGAUUCUGCAUGUAAUAACGAGACCUCAAGCGGGUGCUAGAACCAUCUCACGUGGGUCUGUUAUAUUCACUUUUUAUUUGCUCUCAAGUUCAUCUUUUAUAUGUACUUGUGCUGUUUACUUCAUGCCUUUGUGCUUGGCUUUUUAGUACUGACCUUGAAUGUUAACUCCUCUUUUGUAUAUAUGCCAAAAAGUUCCAUCUUGUUGUAUAAGGUUGCUCGUAUUCCUUAGUUACCCUCCUAUCGCAUUUCUGUGUGCCAUUUGGAGAAGUAAAUUUGUGCAAUAGACAAUCAUGAAACCGACACUGUAUUAAGUAAGGUGUGCAUUUAUUCACUUACACACUGGAAAUCGAUGCACAAGGCUGCUUCACACUCCAAACUUGAGAGGAAGCUUUUGAAGGCGUUUGUAGUUGUAUACCAUUAGUUGUACUUGUUAUUCCAUUGUGAUCAGUUAUGAAGUUAUGAUUGCUCAAGUCAACGUACAUAGUUUGAAGUGAGGCCUUAUUUGUCUUCUCUCCCAUGUCUCUUCUUCAGGGUUUCAAAAUUAUUCGCUUCAUGCUAUUAUUAUGUGCUAUGACUUUUCAGUUUGGGAGGAUCUCUAGUUCAACUGAUGAAACCUCUUUUGUCUAGAUGAAUCUCUAUCUGUUUUGGUUAUAUCUUAUAGGAGAAGAAGAGUGUGCCGUUCCCAAAUCCCAAUUGUCUAAUGCUCAAACCUAUUAGGACAUCACUAUGUGCCGAAUAGUGGAGACUGGAGAAGGAGAGAUCGGCCGGUGGUCGCGAUCCUCAUCUGAAGUCGGUGGUCCUCAUCUGAAGUCGGCGGUCCUCAUCGCUAGGCUGGGAACAGUUAACUCGGCUUCUCAGCUUCUUGCUCUUGAGUCUUGAGGAGUAUAGUUGCUAGCGAGUAGUGACCUCGCUAGGCUGAAUUGGAUUUCCAGCUUCAGUGUGUCGAACUAGGCGAUGGGAUUUUAAAACUACUAUAGCUUUGGUCUUACUAGUUGAGAUACGAAUGGCUGCACAAAUACCACUUAUGGACCCGAUUGAUCGAUCUGUGCUGGUGAUGCCACGUUACGCGCAUCGAGCGGACCUUGUCUGGAAUGAUGCUACAUCCAUGGAUGACAAGUUGAGGUGUAAUGUAUAUUGUUCAAUGGUGUACAAAGACGGCCCGCGUCACCCAGGAGUGGUAGCAUUGCUGAAGGCCUUCGGCUUUUACGGCGUCGACUGCAUCGGAAGGUUGCAGUUAGACUGGUCGCUUAUUACGGCGUUGGUUGAGCGAUGGAGACCAGAGACACACGCUUUUCAUUUGCCUUUUGGUGAGGUGGGCAUCACCUUACAGGACGUAGAAGUGUUGUUGGGGUUGCCCAUCGACGGAGAACCACUGUCCGGACCUAGGACAAACUCGAAAGCACUUUGGAUGCAAAUGUGGACGGACUUCGCCGGUUUCACGCCAAACAACGACUUAAACACAUCUGUAAUACGAAUGAAUGCCCUACAGCGUUGGCCGGUACAUCAGCACAGCACAAAUGAGGAACUCAUCACAUACACGAGGGUGUUCAUUUGGCAACUACUAGGUGGGUUAUUGUUCCCCUCCACUACCGGGAACAAAAUAAAAUUGUACUUUUUAGAGUUGUUGCAGGGACCGCUCGGUGAAGCACGACGGUGGAGUUGGGGCUCAGCAGUAUUGGGGUUCCUGUAUUACAACAUGUGCAAGGCCGCCAAAGCGAACAGGAGAAAUAUUGGGGGAUGCUUGCUUCUAUUGCAGAUUUGGGCGUGGGAGAGAUUGCCCAUGGUGCGGCCGCGAAACGUUUUGCCAUAUGAGAAUCUACAGGAUAUGCCCUAUGGGUGCAGGUGGGCAUGUCGGCACAAUUGGGAACAAAGUUCUCGGUAUACUCUACGUAUUUAUCGAGAUCAGUUGGACGGGAUCCGAGAGAACAAGUUCGUGUGGCGCCCAUACGCAUUACAAGCCCUCCCCAGGUUCUGCGUCGCGGGAGUAGAUUUGUGGACAUCUAAUGUCAUGCUUAUAUAUUGUGACAUUUCUGAGAUGUACUACCCCGGUAGAUUUUGUCGUCAAUUCGGUGCAAUGCAACAUAUUCCUCCCGCAACGGAAUCACAAGCUAGCCACCAUGCAAGUGGUGCAAAAAAUUCUGGAUGGCCAUUGACACUAUGGGCGGUGAGGCACAAUCGUCGUAUCGCAUUUGAGUUCGUUGAUCAUCCCACCUACACUCCUGCGUACCGUGAAUGGUACGCAAGUGUCGGGAAACGACGGAUUUGCAAUCCGUUACAUGGUCGACCUACAACGGGUUAUGUAACUACUAACAGGGAGACAAGUACACUAAUGCAAUGUAUGGGCUAUAUCUAUCGGCGCAUGACAGCUCCAUUUGACGUCGAAGACAUUCGCGAGCAAAUUGCACGAUGCCUUACAUGAUUAGGUGCCGAGAAUGUGCUUCAUCAAGACAUCAUUUUCUAUGGGGAUGCCCAUGAUGAUGCAAUGGAUGAUCAUCCUCCACUUCGGCAAGACCGUAGAAGAGUCGCGGCCACUAGAGGUCGGCAUUACGGACGCGGUUAUGUUGCUCCACACGUCGACAAUGAUGAUGGUGAUGAUGAUAAUCACGAUGAUGAUAAUGAUGAUGAUGAGGAGGAGGAGGAAGAGGAUGACGAAGAUGGUGGUGAAGAAGAAGGACAACCAUCUUCACAUAUUCAUUCACACAUCCCUUCCUCAUCUCAUGUACCUAAUCAAUACUCUACACCGAUUAGUGCAUACAUUCCGACGUUUGAUGCGACAUCGUUUAUUCCACAUGUACAGCCUACAUAUGAGACACGUCCCACCUUUUUAAAUUCACCAAUUGAUUGGUUGAACAACUUAUUAGGAUCAGAUGUACAGAGUGGGAUGGGGAAAGAAGCAGGGGCAAACACACAACCGCCAAUUGAACAUAGGCCGAGAUGGGAUAUACAUUCUCGACGCUGUGGGACAGGGAGUCACUUCGUGGUGCCAGGUCGACACUAUGAAUCUGAUGAAUCAGAAUAGUUGUAUGUAAUUAGUUUUAUCAAUUAUGAAUUGAAUUUGUAAUUUUAAAUUAUCAAUCGAAUUUGAUAUUAUGUUAUUAUUAUCAGGUACUUUUACUAUUACAUUUCAAUAAUUCAAUAAUUCAAUUGAUAAUUUUGAAUUAAGUUAUCAAUUGAAUUUGUAAUUUGUAGUAAUUUGUAGUAAUUUGUAG